Molecule: messenger RNA, 3402 nt
Organism: Amphibalanus amphitrite
Lineage: Eukaryota; Metazoa; Arthropoda; Thecostraca; Balanomorpha; Balanidae
Exons: 14
Coding region: 337-2628 (763 amino acids)
Biological process (GO): telomere maintenance via telomere lengthening; positive regulation of DNA replication
Cellular component (GO): CST complex
Molecular function (GO): telomeric repeat DNA binding; single-stranded DNA binding
Source: RefSeq, a predicted model, not a curated record
AAUUGGGAUGUUUUCAUUGAAUUGGUCGUAAAUGGGAUCGAGGGUCGACGUUAGAGGUGUUAUUUCAAGCUUGAGUCAUAUUUACAAAUUGAAGAAUGGACAGUUGUUUAUUUUCAAAAUAUCUACAUCAUCUGCAACAUUCCCUGUGGUCGUCCAGAGGCCAUCCCAGCUAGUCUGGCACAAAAGCAUCAAGAUUGGAUCUGUCUUCUCCUGCUCUAACCUAAAACAUUCAAAGAUCUAUCAGAGCUGUGUCUGCAGGGAACCCAAGAUGAGGUUGCUGUUCUUAUCGCUGGAUCGCAAACCAGGAUCAUUGAGGAAUCGACGAACGAUGUGGAAAUGUUCCACAACGAUGACGAACCAUCGAACCUCAUUUCAUACAAGGGGACGGUGACGGCGGCCGAGCCCUCGCUGCAGCUGUACGAGCUGGACGGCAGCUGCCGGCUGGUGCUCUCCGCCCUGGCGGCCGUCUGCAGCUGCCCCCAGCUGCGGCUCGGCGACCAGGUGGUCGUGCACCACGGCCACUGGCAGGCCGCCGAGCGCGCCCUGUACGCCUGCGGACGGAGCCUGGUGUGCGUCCUGGACAGAGAGCCGGAGCCGGUGGCCAUCUGCCGCCGCUCUGCGGUACACACCCUCCACUGGUUCUGUCUGCCGCCCACGGCCGUCUGGUGGUACCGGCGCACGGCCGAGCGCAUCGCCGCCGCCGCCGAGGGAAGGGUUCCCGUGGACGGCGCGAAGGGCGUGCUGCACCGGCUGCUGCAGAGGGAGCAGCUGCCCACCGCCGAGCGAUCGCUGACCAAGGAGUUUCUCUGCCGGCCGCACCGCUGCGCCGUAUCACAAAAGUUCGGGGCGCCGUUCGAGCUGACCGCUCUGUCGGAGCUGGUGUCGGCCGCUCUGCUCGACUCCACUCCUCCGGAGCCGCCGGACGGCCGCGGCUGGCACCACUGGGUCGGCGGGGACCAACAGUGGCUGACCGUGGCGUGGCUGAGCAGCGACAGCGCCGGCGGACUGCGGGCCACGGCCGGCGCCGACUGCUCACUGCCGCUGCUGCUGGUGCCGCCCGCGGACGGAGAGUCUCACACCGCCUCCGCCGGACAGUCGCCCACCGCCGAACAGUCUCACACCGCCGGACAGUCUCACACAGCCGGACAGUCUCACACCGCCGGACAGCCUGCCUCGGACGGUCUGGUGCUGAUCCGCGGGCCGCGGCUGGUGGUGGAGAGACUGGGCCACGACCGGCCGCUGAUAUACCUGCUCUGCGAGGAGCGGCAGCUGGUGCCGCUGGGGAGCGGUGCGGCCCCCGCCGGCCAGCCGCCGCCGCCCCCGCCCGCGCCGGCCGUCCGUCUGCUGGUGUGCCACCGCAGCUCUGCCCGCCGCCCGACCGCCAGUGGUGAUGGCGGAGCGUUCCUGCUGCUGCACGGACUACUGGAGGAGGCUGCGCGCCGCCGUCCGGUGGUGCUGCGGCUGACGGGAGCGGCGGCCGGGCGCGCGGCCCGCCUCACACGGGGCACCACCUACCUGCUGCACUCUGAGGACCGCCUGUGGACAGGGAGAGAGCUGCUGAACGGGCAGCUGCAGCCGUGGCUGGCAGAGUGUCCCACGCUGCGGGCGCCGGACGACCUGCACUUUACCGCCGAGUCAUCACCAGUGGCCGCCGUCCUCUCCUCCGAUGUACUCAGUGUGUCGCAGCUGGCCCCGGGCGGGUCCGAUGACGACCUGCUGUCGGUCCGUGGCGUCAUACGGGAGCGGCGCCACGCCCGCGAUCGGUACGCCAAGGCCUCGCACCAGCCGGCCAUCAGCCUCGACACCCACCGCGUGGUGCUGCUGCUCAGUGACCCGGAGACGCCGGACGAGUUGCCGCUGUACGUGUGUGAGCCGUCCCGCUGGGUCUCGCUGCUCGGCCUGGUGCCGGGCGCGGCGCUGACGGCGCACGCGGUCCGCUGGGCCGGCGGCGGCGCCCACCUGGUCACCACGCCGCUGUCGGAGCUCGAGCUGACCGGCUGGAGCGCGCCGCCCGAGCACCCCGGCGCCAGGAGGCCGCGGCUGCACCUGCCGGUACAUUUCCUCUCGGCGGCGCUCUCCGACCCCUCGGUCACCCGCUGGCUGAGCUGUGUCACGCUGGCCGACCUCUGCCGGGUAUCCGUGACGGCCGAGUGUGCCCUCUGCGGCCGCCAGCUGACCGCCGGCUGCUGCGGCUUCGUCGGCUGCCACGGGCGCGGGAGGCACGUCUACAACGCCAGGGCCAGGUCGGUGCUGGAUGACGGCUCGGCGGCGGUGACGGCUCAGCUGAUUGGUGACAGUGUCCGUCAGCUGCUGGGCGUCACGGACGCUCAGUGGCGCGCGCUGCUGACUGAGGCCGAACAGCAGGGCGAGAUCUUCUACCUCCAGCCGCGCACCAAGACCGGGCGCGUGCCGGCCGCCGCCGGACUGCUCCCGUCCUUUUGUCUGGCGGACUCUAUCCGACGGCCGGUCAUCUGCGAGCUGAAAAAGUUCGCCGGUCCGCCGCCGGCGGCCGCUGCAGGAGGCGGCGGCGCGGCUCGCGAGGCGGUCUUCUGUGAGUCGGUGAUGGAGGCCAGCCCAGACGUGGUGGUGCGACUCUUCCCCGAUCCCGCCGCCGGUGCAGUCAGCUGACCCCGCCGCCGGGGCAGUCAGUUGACCCUGCUGGGAUCACCAUCAAACCUCAACCGCCGGGAGCCAGCGAACGUGCUACCGGGACAGUCAGUAAUUGACCUCCUGCGAGGAACGGUUAGCUGACCUGCCGGCACGGUCAGAUGACGUCAGCAGCCAGCUGAGUCCGAGGAACUGCUGCGAGGAUCAUCACUUGACCUGCCACCGGCCAGUCGGAUGACCCCACCCCUCCUACGCGCUUAUAUUCAGUCUGAGUCAUCCCCAGCCUACCUCAGAGAGGUUACCAGAUGAUCCGGCCCUCCGAUCAGUAAGGCCAGUCGACACUGAACUGUUCCUAAUGUUGAGAGGUGGGACUGUCGGCCCAGCCAUAUUGAUAGAAAGGUUUCGAUAAGAGGUGCAACGUUGCGCACGCCAGUUGAAUGCACGGUAGGACGUGCGACGUGCGUUGUGCCAACCAUGUGGAGGUGGACAGAAGUUUUAAUGAGUCAGUAUUUUGAAACAUAGUGUUUUGUACGUUUUUCUUGCAAGAGACUCAAGCAGCUCGUAUUCUACAAGGUACAAGGUACAAGAGACCACAAGUGAUAUCCGCGUUGCGAGGCAGUCAGUUCACUUCGCUGAACAAUUCAUCGCGGCUGUGCGUACAAUGCCAGCCUCGUGAAAUCCGUGGGUUGCAUGUCGUGCUCUGAGCAGAUUACGUUCUGAUGUGCGUUUGAAUGAAGCUCAAUAGUCAAUGAUAUCGAUGAAUGCGAUGCCUAAAAUAAAACCAGCAGAGAGAGA